Sinocyclocheilus rhinocerous is the source of this 2201-nucleotide messenger RNA. It is a transcript of the gene enosf1, whose product is annotated as enolase superfamily member 1. Gene Ontology annotation, biological process: carbohydrate catabolic process; amino acid catabolic process. The record is from RefSeq and is a predicted model, not a curated record. Lineage: Eukaryota; Metazoa; Chordata; Actinopteri; Cypriniformes; Cyprinidae. Gene Ontology annotation, molecular function: magnesium ion binding; L-fuconate dehydratase activity. The transcript is spliced from 15 exons. Bases 67 to 1398 code for a protein of 443 amino acids.
GGAGUGUUUAAAGUCAAGUGUUGCUCACAACUGGCGAGUCUGUGCAAAGUUUGCAACUGAAACAAAAUGCUGGAAAGCAAAAUAACACAGUUGACAGUGCGCGACGUAAGAUUCCCGACGUCACUGGAACAACAUGGAUCGGAUGCAAUGCACACCGAUCCAGAUUACUCAGUCGCAUAUGUUGUUCUCGAGACGGACUCGGAUGCUGCACUGAAGGGUUAUGGGUUGACUUUUACUGUAGGAAGAGGGACGGAAAUCGUGGUAUGUGCAGUUAAAGCCUUAUCUACUUUGGUGGUCGGGAAGACUUUGAAGGAGAUAAUCAGUGACUUCAGAGGCUUCUACAGACUCCUGAGCAGUGAUGGUCAGAUGAGAUGGGUUGGACCAGAAAAAGGAGUAAUUCAGCUGGCGACAGCAGCCAUUCUGAAUGCUGUCUGGGAUUUAUGGGCGCGGGUGGAGGGCAAGCCCUUGUGGAAGCUACUUGUAGACAUGGAUCCUGCAAAGUUGAUCAGCUGUAUUGAUUUUAGAUAUAUCACCGAUGCACUGACUGAGCAGGAAGCUUUAGAUAUAUUGGUAAAAGCAAAAAAAGGUCAGAAAAGUAGAGAGGAGCAGAUGUUAAAGGAAGGCUAUCCUGCCUACACCACUUCCUGUGCCUGGCUGGGAUACACUGACCAACAACUAACCCAGCUCUGCUCUGAAGCUCUUGCUCAAGGCUGGACUAAAUUUAAAGUGAAGGUUGGGGCUGAUUUGCAGGAUGACAUCCGUAGAUGCAGCCUUAUCCGGAAGUUGAUUGGACCAAACAACACCCUGAUGAUUGAUGCCAACCAACGAUGGGAUGUUAAUGAAGCGAUUACUUGGGUAACCAAGCUGGCAGAAUUUCACCCACUAUGGAUUGAGGAACCCACAUGUCCUGAUGAUGUUUUAGGUCAUGCUUCCAUCUCUAAGGCACUUGCACCUUUGGGUAUUGGAGUCGCCACUGGAGAGCAGUGCCAUAACAGAGUGAUGUUUAAGCAGUUUCUCCAGGCCUCAGCUUUACAGUUUGUUCAGAUUGACAGUUGUAGGGUGGGCAGUGUGAAUGAAAACCUUGCCAUCAUACUCAUGGCUGCCAAGUUUAAUGUUCCCGUGUGUCCUCAUGCCGGGGGUGUGGGACUGUGUGAGCUUGUUCAGCACCUUAUUUUAUUUGACUACGUUUCAGUGUCUGCUAGUUUAAAUAAUAGGAUGUGUGAGUAUGUAGAUCACCUUCAUGAACAUUUCAAAAGCCCCACCAUCAUCAGAAAUGCCCACUACAUACCACCAAAGGACUCUGGAUACUCUUGUGAAAUGCUGGAAGAGUCUGUGCAAAAGCAUCAGUAUCCUCAGGGUGAGGUUUGGAGAGCCAUAGAGCAGCAGGGGAAACAAUAAAUAUGAACACAUACUGUAUGUGCUACUGACUGCGAUGUAAAUAACAUUACUACUUCCAUAACUAAACUUGAAGUCCUGUCAGAUUGUCUUGAUUGAGUUGAUUGGCAGUGCAAAGGAAUGAGAAGGGUAAAUGGACAAUGAAAUGUUUUCUUUGCGGAUGAAUAUGGAAAUUUGUAUUACUCCUUUAUAAGUUUGACCAAUUUUAACGUUCCUGAAAGAUAAAUGCUUAUGUUGCAGUCUGAAAUGAUGAAAUGUACUCUGCAGCCAAAGAGGGGAAUGGCACAAGUGUAUGCUAAAACUACUGCUGUCUAGUUUGGGGAAAUUACUAACAAUGGGGAAUUUUAUUUGCUUAUUACAGUUUUUUUAAAUUGCUUACACACUAAAAGUGGUACUUGAGGCAUACAACUCAGUAAAACCAUUCACUCGUAUUCCUAAUCUAAUUCCUUUAUACAAUACAGAUUGUUUCAAAGCAGUAGUAACAAAUUAAAAUUCUGCUGUUAAGCAGCUCUAAUAAGCAAAUAGUGUCAACUCAAAUCAGUUCAGGUUUUAAUUAGUUCAGUUCAGUAACUGUAAAGUUCAUCAAUUGUAUACACACUGUCUAUUUUUGCAUAUACAUGUAAGUCUGAGUGCUAUGACAAACAUCUGUGCACUCCACGACACACUGAACAAGCAAGAAUCUAGGUAGUAUUUGCCAUAUCCGUAUGUAGUAUAUGGUAUUUGGCAAAUCAUUUGACGUUUGUGUGUAGAGUUACUAUGCAAAAAUACAAUUUUUUUAUAAGAAUUAAAAUAGUUUUGAAAGAAGU